This is a messenger RNA of Prunus armeniaca (apricot), 1287 nucleotides long. Lineage: Eukaryota; Viridiplantae; Streptophyta; Magnoliopsida; Rosales; Rosaceae. The record is from the annotation of a GenBank genome assembly.
AUGUCCUACCGUUCGGUAAUCCAGCUGGUGGAAGGGCUCAACAUUGGCCCUUCCAUUCAUGUUCAUUCAGAGUCUGACGUUGGGGAAGUCAGAAGGUCGCGUCGAGUUGACGUCGAGAGCUUUGUUGAGGCGAUUUCUGACGAGAGCUUCCGGCAUUCCAAGCGAUUUUCAACGCUGGCUAACGGUAAACCAGGAGAUUUCCGGCGUUGCGAACGGCCAGAAAAGCGAUUUCCGUCAAGGCGAUUGAUGUGUGAUAGCGAGUCAUUUUUCGAGCGUGAGCCCUAUGCGUUCGGUGGGGAGUCAUCGGAAGGUCUUUUUGACUCCGACAGCGAGGCGGUAGGCCCCGAUGCUGGGGACAGAAGCAACACCGAUGUUGAGAUACUCGGUGAAUGCCCCAGCUCCAUUCCUUCACAUGGCAUCGGGAAGGGGCUAAUGACUGCACCGGUACCGUUGUCUAUUGUCUAUAGCGACGGUCGCCACGUUGGUCUAGCUAUGCUUGGGGAGACGAGCACUGGUCGCCAAUCAGAGACCUCCACUUCCGACCGUGGAGAGUCAGCCGCCGAACCAUCUUCUCGGCCGAGGGUAUCGGUAGUCUUUCCCAGCAAUCCUAGGGUGCUUAUGGGAGUUCCAAAAGAGCACCUAUUCGGCGUAAACUACCUGGAGCCCAACAAGAUUACCGAGCGGGAGAUCGCGAAAUAUCACGCGGAGUAUUUCAUACCAGAUUUGGUAGGGAUGAGGAUCCCAACGGCAACCGAAUCUCUAAGUAAGCCGAAGGAGGGUGAAGUUGUCUUUUUCACGGACAUCAGCUAUGCUCCCGGCCAAUUCAAUCCCAACUUUUGGGUGGCGUUAAUAGGAGUGGUCACAGCCUUCGGCAUGGCCGGCGAGGGAGCUCCUUCGUACGAACAUUUCUCCCACUUGUACAGCGUCACCAAGUCCAAGUCUGCCGACCACGGGGGUUGGGUUCAAGCUAACUGCCUGAAGGCUACCGAGCACGACCAUUUUGUUAGUGCCGUGCCAACAUCCCAGAAGACGUGGAGGAAACGGCAGGUGCUUUUGUCUGGUGAUUGGGAAUCGCCAUCGGGACAUCCCGUCCGUUUCCACAUUCCCACCACCUUCCAAAUUGCCGGUAGGCCAUCGCAAGUUGAAGUAGCCGAGCGCCACCCAAGCGGAGAUCUGACAGAUAGACAAGGUAAGGCUGAAGGUCCCUGCCGUGGAGAGAGUGUACCCGAAGUUCCUCUUCACCGCCAAUCUCAUCAAGGCUCAACUUGUCAACCCUGCCGAGAGUAA